AAUACAUGACCUCAUUCGUAACGAGAGCAAAUUUUUAUUUGCAAGAAUGUAGCGCGGGUUGACUAAAAGUUCGCAAAGCUUUAAAAAAAUGAAGCUUUCGUGAAGCUUACAAAUGUCCUACAAAACAAUCGAGGACAAACUCCGCGAAAUGGAAAAUCUGCUGAGGGAGAAAGAGGGGGAGAUCGGAACAGCGAAGGAGGCGUUGGCCAAGUCGAGGGAGCGGCUGCAGAAGAAGGAUGAGGAAAUGUCAUACCUCAACAGAGCCCUGGAGGAGUCGCUAAAGGACAAGAAGAAAGAUCUGGACGACAUCAAGGGGUACUGGGAGGACGAAGUGAAGCAAAAGGUGAGUGAGAUUUCCUCGCUAAUGGUUUCCUCUGAGGAUGCAUUGCAGUCUAAAGACGCGCAAAUGUUUAUACUUAAGAGUAGCUUUGAGAAAAAAAUCGCGGAGCAGGAGGAGGAGAUUUCUGCGCUUAAAAGAUCUUUGAAGGAGAUGGUUGCGCGUCCAAAGAGAGGUGAGUCAGAAGAAGCUAGCCUAUUGUCGGAGAUUGCAACAAUGAAGUCAGAGUUAGCUUCAUGUAGAGAGAUAGUGAGAGAAGCGCAGAGCACUGAGAACGAGCUUCUGAGCAAGAUGAACACGUACCGAUCCAUGCUGGCUGAUAAAGAACGCGAAAUUGAGAGUUUGCGCUCAGCUGUAGUGCUUGAAGAUGAGCAGCGUGUCAGCGCGAGUUUUCUGGAACUCAACGCUUGCCUUGAGAGAGUAAAAGAAGAAAACCAUCAAGCCCGAAUGUUGAACGCCUCCUUGCAAAAAGCCCUGACUGAGAAGGAUGUGACAAUUGAAGAACUGAGGCUGUCUUUGUGGGAGGCGCAAAAUUUCUGUGAGAAGGAGCGUCUUCGCUUAAAGCAGGCUAAUGAAGAGGCAAUAAGGUACAAGGAUAGAGAGAUCGAGGCGCUGAAGUCAGAGCUUAGUGAAGAGAAAAAACAGCUAGAGCUUGAAAUAGAACAUGUCAGAAGAACAUCUAUUGACACGCUAAGCAUGAAGGAAGCUGAGCUUCAGCGCGUUCGAAAAACUGCCGCUAAUUUUCAAGAAGCUGUUAAAGUAGAUGAUACCACCAUAGAUAAGCUUCGUGCCCUUUUAGAAGAAAAAGAAUACGAGCUGUUUGAAUCAAGAGAAAAAUAUCAACACCAGCUCAGAGAACAGGAAGCAAACUUUGAAGAAGAUAAGCUGAAUUUACAGUCACAGCUUGAAGGUUUAACGGCCGAUAUGGACAAGAUUACGGAAAGUGUUAGUCGCACAAACGAAGAGAAGGACGCACAGAUCGCUACGUUGACACAGAAGCUUGAAGAUGAACGUGCAGCGGCUGCGGAGGAGAUGCGUGACAAGACCAGAUUUCUAGAGAAGCUCAGAGCGAGUUUAGAAACGGCGCUAAGCGACAACAAGAAGUUAGAAGACAUGACAGAACAAGCAAAAGCAGCGUUGAAGGAAAACAAAGAGCGGUUGGAAAAGCAGACUGCUGAAUUUUCUGAAGAGAAGGAACUUCUUAAAACACAAGUAUCAAACCUUGAAGGCAUUUUGAAAAAUCUCAGAGACGACAAGGAAAGAUCAGAGCAGCAUUUCGUGAGCGAAUUGGAUAGUCUUCGGAGUAGGUUUGACAACCUCUGCAUGGAACAAAACGCCAAAAGGGCAAUCGAGGAUAAGAAGGAAUUCUUGGCUAAGCUGUCAAAGGAGAAAGAAUAUGCAAAAGAAAACAACGCGCUGAAAGACCAAGUGAGAAGGAUGUCACUUCAGCUGGAAGAGAAGGAAAAUUUGCUAGCUAGAACUUCCCAAUCUGCGGAAAACCUUCGCAAGGAACGAAAUGCGUUUGAUGACGAGAUAGAGACAUUGAGGCAGAUGUUAGCAGACCGAACACGUCGAAACAGCCAAACAGAAGAUAAGUUGAGUGGCACAGAAGCGUGCAUCUCGCAGCUAAAAGAGCUACAGGAGUGCUUGAAGGAGGAGAAUGUAUUUUACCAGGAGAAAAUACGAGAGUUAGAGAAAGAACUGGAGGAAAGUCAAGCUGAAGUUGACGACUUGCAGUGUAGGUGCAAUACAACGAACGACUUGUUACACAUCGAGGAAGAAAAAUGGGACGCAAAAGAGCGGGGCAAAGAAGCAGAGAUUUUGGAUCUACAGGCAAACCUUGAGGACGCUAAGAACAUAAUCAAGGACUUAGAAAUGGAGUUAGAAGAGCGAGAACAAGAAGUCGUGUCACUUAGAGCGCUUCUCGUUGAGGCAGAGAAGCACAAGAAGAACUUCGAAGCGAAGGUAAGAAGAAUUUCGAAUGCAUUUGAGCAGGAGAAGGAAAGCCACGAUAAAGCCGAGAGCACAAUGGAUGAGUUGUGUAAGAGAUACGAGAAACUAAAAGAAGAAGCAUCGAACUUAAAAAUCGUACAAGACAACAAAGUUGGCGAAGUCAAGAACUACUACUCCGAUCUCCUGGAUGCAAAGGAAAUAGAAUUGGACAGACAGCGAAAGAAGUACUCGGAGAAUUUUAAAAAGAAAGAAGAAGAACUCGAAGCACUCAAGAAACAAUACGUAGAACUUAGCACGGCGAGCAAAACUGAAGUCGAUGAGCAAGUAGCCUACUUGAAGGAGGUGAUAAGCGCUAAGGAAAUACUCAUUUCUGACUUGAGGCGGUCUCUCGAAGAGAAGACACAGUGGAAGGAUAAGGAGCUGAAAGAUUUAAAUAACUCUUUCCAAGAAGCCUUAAAGAACAAAGACAUAGAGGUCGAUCGUAUAAGAAGAACGGCAGAUGAUUUGGUUUCCCAGAAAAGCAAAGAGGUUGAAAUGGUAGUGGGAUCGUUAGAUGGUAUGAUUAGAGAAAAGGACAACGAGAUGAAGAAACGGCUUACUGCAGUGUACGAGUCGUUGAAAUCUAAGGAACGCGAGUUGAUGGAUUUGCAGACCGAGUACGAAGAUAUAAUCCGAGAGAAGGAAGAAGAGUUGACGAUCCUGAGGAAAGCCUUUGACGAAAACAUCCGAGAAAAAGACAACGAGUUGGAGCGCCUGCAAAUGGAAAGAGAAGAGACUUUGGUUCAAAACGAAAAACGUCUUGCAGCUAAAGACAACACGAUCGCACAACUUGAGAGCAAACUAGAGAAAGUGAUGGAGAUCAAAGAACUGGAAAUAAGGACCUUGAAGUCUCUUGAACAAGAGGAUUUGAAGGUCAGAGCUGCCGAGGUUCAGUUCAUGAGGAAAUCUGAAGAGCAGCUGAAAGAGUCAGUGCGUAAGAUAGAAUAUGAAUUAAUGGCAGAGAGGAAAGCAAUGGAAAAUGCUCGAAACAUUUUCAAAGCUAACAUCGACAGUUUGAACGCUUCUCACUCAAAAGAGCUGGACAAAAUCGAAGCCGAGAAAGAAGAUGUUCGGAAGUCGAUGCUCGAAAUGUUACGAUCAAAGGAGAAAGAGAUCGAGAAGUUGGUCAAGUGCUCUGAGGAAUCGCUACAAAAGAAGGAGGAAAUCAUUUAUGGUUUCAAGGAUUUUGUCCAGGAGACGGCGAUAAAACACCGAAACGCAAUAAUGGAAAAGGAGCAGAUAAUCGAUUGUCUAAACAAAUCCUUAAAAACAGCAUCGGAAGACAUCGAGAUUUUGCGUAGGGACAUAAAGGUACUCGAAGACGCAAUUGCGGAAAAGGUAAACGAAAUUACGGACAUGAGCGAGAGGCAUAAUCGGGAAAAGGAGCUUAUCCUGAAAGAGCAACAGCAAUUGCAAGACGAGAUGCACAAAAUGCGACAGAAAUCAAAAGCAUCUAUACACGAUAUAGAGAACAUACUAAACGACAAGGAAAAGAACCUUACAGAUGUCAUGAACAACCUGAAGGAAGAACAAGCCCAGCGGAAGCAGUUGGAGAAACAACUGGUCGAUUCCUCCAAGAAGUUCGAGAAGGAAAAUCAGAUUCUGAUGGAGGCCGAUGAGCUUAUCAAGACAUUAAAGCUUGAGAAAAGUUCAUCGAAACAACAAAUUGAAGAGCAGAAGAACGUUUGCCUUAAGACCAUAAGGGAGCUAGAGGAUUGCAAAGGUUACAUCAGAACACUCGAACAUGACAAGAAAGGGAUGCAUCAAAACAUUGACCGACUAAAAAGAGAGCUGGACAAAGUGUUGUCUGAGAGACAAGAGCUACAAGAGCGGGUAUCUGAGUUGGAGGGAAAGAGCCAAGAGUUGAUGUCCGCAUCUAGGAUGAUCCAGCAGAAGUACGCAAAGGCAGGUAACUUGAGCUUAGUCUUGAAAGAACGCCUCGAGAUGAAGAUGAAGGAAUGUAGCAAUCUAGAAGAGAAGCUGGAAAAGCAUAAGGCAGACUUGGCAGCUGAAGUGGCGAAGGCGAACAAGGCUAAAGCGGAUAAUGCCGAGGAGAUUCGACACUUGUUAACCCAAAAGGAAGAAACCCAAGGCAAACUAAAGAAGGUCGUCGCUGAGUUUAACGAAAGGGCAAAUGAUAUCGCAGAGCUUGAGGGGCUUUUGAAAAAGCACAAAGAGCAGGAGGCGGAGUACGAGCAUGCGCUGACAAAGAGUUCAGAUGAGUUGAAAAGUCAGACCAAGAAGACACAAGAACUUGAGGAAGAAGCCACCACACUUCGAGUCCAAAGUCAAGAGCUUCGCGCAAGUCUGGAGGAGCUAAGCCAAGUUAAGACUAAAGAAAUCAACACUUUGCGGGCUGAACUCGGAAAAUCUCGGGACGAGAUUGCAAGAAAAAAUGACAGAGAGAAGAACGCGUUAAGAGAGCGAGAUCAACUAAUGAAGGAAUUGGCAAAGGAUAAAGAAUACUAUGGAAACAUCAUCAAGACAAUGGAAGCACACAAUGGUUCUUUGGAAAAAGAUAAAACUUCACUUGAAGAGAAAGUGAGAACUGCUGAAGAGGAAAUUCGCCAGCUGGUUUCUCAGAAGAUGGAACUUAACAGCUCCCUUCAGGCAUCCAAGGUUUCUUUAGAAUUCCUUUCCGAAAGAGUCAAAGAGAUUGAAGUGCUGAAUUCUGCUUUGGAGAAGGAAAGAGACCAAAGAGAAAGAAUGAGAGAUCAAAGUACCGAGUCUGAAGCAAAACUGAAGGCACAGCUAGACCAACAACUUAGGAAGAUCCAUGACCUUGAGAGGGAAAAUUCUCGAGUAAGUCAAGAACUGAAAAAUGCUCAAGCUCACAUCGCACAGAAACAGAAAGAGCUCCAAACGUGUGAAAGGUUCACACGGGACGCGAAGGAGGAAGCGCAGAAGCUCAAAGACAUGCUGGAGAAGUCGAACACUUUAAAUAAGGACCUGGAGGAUUCCUUGAUGUCAUUCAAAGCUGGUGUCCAAACAGCCAACGAGGAGAAGAAACAGUUGCAGCAAGACAACGAGGGUCUGAAGGGCGUGGUGCGGGACAUGGAGGUCAUGGUCAGGAAACUACAGGCGAAAGAAGAGAGUUUGGACAAACAAGGCUAUACUAUCGCUCACCUCAAAGACAAGCUAAACCUCGAACGUCAGCAGUGCGCCUCUCUUCAAUCCAGGAUCAGUGAACUUGAAGAGAACAAAGCAGAUACCAAAAGCAAAAUGGACGAGCGACUGAAGUUGACUGAGAACGAGAUUUCAAACUUGAGAAACAUGUUGAACGAGAAGACCUCUGAGCUCUCUAGCCUGAGGCUGGAGAAUGGAAACCUUGAACAGAAGAUGAGGGAUGCAGAGAUGAAGAUACAUGAACUGAACAACAACAUCAAGAAUGAGGCCCUCUACCAAAGCACCAUGGCUAGAAAAAAUCACGAGCUUGAAAUGGAGAUUGCUCAGCUGAGGUAUUCCAAGAGAGAAAAUCGCCCGUCAGCUAACGUCUAUCAGCCUGGAUCGAGGGAUACAGCUGGCCAGGGAAGGGUGGAGACAGACAGAGAUCGCCAAUACAUGGACAAUGUUUCUUUGGAUAAGAUUCGCAACGCACAGAAACGGGCCUCGGAACUCGAAAGCCAGCUUGAACAAGAACGCCACGAGCGCCUCAAACAGCACGCGGAACUGGCGAGAGUCCGGGCCGAAUUAUCCGUCGCUAAAUCCCUAAACUGACGAGCCCCUUAUCAGCCUUCAAACUCAUCAUAAAUAUAACACCUUUAUUUUGCCGUACAUCUAUCUAUCAAUUGAAUCAGUCAUUUGAAACAUUUCAUUUCAUUCGGUUAUACAUGGACCACAAAAUUGGAAAUAGCGGCUCGCUUUACAACAAUCUAUCGACUACUUGAUACGAUCAAGCUAUUUACAUACUCAGCAUAGACACAGAUCUUAAUAAACUCAAUUUGGGUCGCAUAA
Nematostella vectensis (starlet sea anemone) is the source of this 6283-nucleotide messenger RNA. Its product is annotated as putative leucine-rich repeat-containing protein DDB_G0290503. The coding region runs from base 113 to 6046 and encodes 1977 amino acids. NCBI's taxonomy places the organism in Eukaryota, Metazoa, Cnidaria, Anthozoa, Actiniaria, Edwardsiidae. The transcript is spliced from 7 exons. The record is from RefSeq and is a predicted model, not a curated record.